AUGGCUGCGCCCAAAGAAUGGAAGAAAAUCUUGUAUGAAGAUCAAAAUAAACCUGAUAAUUAUGUGGACGAUAAAAGUUUUCUCCGAGAAUUAAAGAAAAACAAACACAUCAGAAGCUAUGAAUAUUGGCCUACUGUCAGUGAUUCAGGAUGUAUCACUCAACAAAUAAGCAGUGUAUGUAUAUUUGUGGUGAUAUUUAUGUAUAUGGAUAAUAAACAGUUAAAACCAGAUGAACUGUUUAUAGUUACAACAAUAUUAACUAUAAUUGGCUACAUUUGUUAUGUAAAAUUAGAAAAUUCUUCUAAUACUACUAGAUCUAACAGAACUGUAUGUGAUGAUAUGAAGACUAGUAUAAUGUUUGGUGGAUUUAGUUUUAGUUUAUCACCAGUAUUAGUAUCAUUAACAGAAACUAUUAGUACUGAUACUAUUUAUGCUAUGACCAGUAUGAUGAUGAUAGCUAAUAUUUUAUUCUAUAAUUAUUCAGCUGAUCAAGAUGAUGUGCCUGGCACUCUGUCAUUAAAUGCAGCUACAUUUGCUUCAAUAUGCUUAGCAUCAAGAUUAAAUACAACAUGGCAUGCAUUUUCUAUAGUUUUAUUUUCUUUUGAGUGGUUUGCUUUAUGGCCAUUAUUAAGACAUAGAUUGAAGACAAUAUAUCCAAAGUGUAAUAAUACAAUAACAGUAGUACUAGGAUUACUAGCAUUAGUAUUUUUACUAUCUACUACUAUACCAGGUGCUAUAUUGUUUCUCAGCAUACAUAUAUUUAUCAAUUUCAUCUGUCCUGCCUUUUUGAAAAUAUUACAGGUUCGGAAAAAUAAUAUCUAUGGACCCUGGGAUGAAGCUCAACCUGGAUUACAGAAUGUAAAAUCAAAAAGUUCGUGA
This is a messenger RNA of Lottia gigantea (owl limpet), 879 nucleotides long. RefSeq lists its product as hypothetical. NCBI's taxonomy places the organism in Eukaryota, Metazoa, Mollusca, Gastropoda, Lottiidae. The transcript has 7 exons. Bases 1 to 879 code for a protein of 292 amino acids. The record is from RefSeq and is a predicted model, not a curated record. Gene Ontology annotation, cellular component: membrane; glycosylphosphatidylinositol-N-acetylglucosaminyltransferase (GPI-GnT) complex. Gene Ontology annotation, biological process: GPI anchor biosynthetic process.